UUGACAAAACAAACCAUUCUCUCUCUCUCUCGAGCUUUCACUGUUCGUGAACAAAAACUUGUCGUAUCAGUAUACACAUGCAUGUGUUAAUGACGGUGGUGGAGGAAGAAAGAAGCAUAGAGGAAGAGCUUUUGCAGCACGAUGACCUAAACGACGAUUCGGGAUGUCGUAUUACUGCAUGUGUUGUCCUAAGCACUUUGGUCUCUGUUUGUGGCUCCUUCUCCUUUGGUGUUGCUAUGGCUUAUACUUCAGCUGCUGAGAUAGAAAUUAUGAAGGACUUAGGUCUUUCCAUCUCGCAAUUUUCAGCGUUUGCUUCAUUCAACACAUUGGGAUCUGCAAUAGGAGCUUUGUUCAGUGGUAAAAUGGCGAUAUUACUUGGCAGAAGAAGAACAUUGUGGGUCUCUGAUAUCUUUUGCAUCAUUGGUUGGUUCUCCAUAGCUUUCGCUAAGGAUGUGAUGUGGCUAGACUUGGGAAGAAUCUCCUCAGGGAUAGGGCUCGGCUUAAUUAGCUAUGUGGUACCUGUCUAUAUAGCUGAAAUUUCUCCAAAACAUGUUCGUGGUACAUUUAACUUUUCAAACCAGCUUCUUCAAAGCUCUGGAACAGCCAUGGUUUAUUUUACUGGGAGUUUUAUCAACUGGAGGACAUUGGCUCUAUUAGGUGCUUUACCAUGCAUAAUUCAAGUGAUCGGUUUAUUCUUUGUUCCAGAGUCUCCAAGAUGGCUGGCAAAAGUUGGUACUGAGACAGAACUCAAGAACUCACUAGUUAGGCUUAGAGGGAGAGGUGCUAAUAUUUCACGUGAAGCCUUAGAGAUUCAAGUUGUAACCAAAAUGGUAGAAAAUGAUUCAGGGUCGAGUUUUUCUGAUUUGUUCCAGAGAAAAUAUAGAUACACUAUCGUGGUAGGAAUUGGGUUAAUGUUGGUUCAGCAAUUCUCAGGAAGUGCUGCUGUAAUCUCUUAUGCAAGUACCAUUUUUAGAAAAUCUGGUUUUCCGGUGGCCGUUGGAUCGACGGUGCUCGGCCUCUACAUGGUACCAAAGUCCAUGAUUGGUGUCAUUCUUGUUGAUAAAUGGGGCAGACGACCUCUCUUGUUGACUUCUGCAGCUGGGAUGAGCAUAUCUUCUAUACUUAUUGGAAUCGCCUUCACGUUACAGAAAAUGCAAUUGCUACCAGAAAUGACUCCAACAUUCACGUUACUAUGCAUUUUGCUGUAUAUUGGAUCUUUUGCAAUAGGUUUGGGAGGUCUUCCUUGGAUAAUUAUGUCUGAGAUAUUUCCAAUAAAUAUAAAAGUAACAGCAGGAAGUAUCGUUACGCUGGUCUCAUUUUCAAGUAGUUCGAUCGUAAAUUACACUUUCAACUUUUUAUUCGAGUGGAGCACCCAAGGAACAUUUUACAUAUUCGGAGGUAUUGCGGGAGCAGCGUUACUCUUUCUUUGGUUUAUCGUCCCGGAAACGAAAGGAUUAUCACUUGAAGAGAUACAAGCUAAGCUUAUCUAUCAUCAGUCUGUUGAAAUAAAUCAAACUUAGAUAAAUUUUAUCAUAUGGCGUUCUGCUAAGAAAAAUUAUAGGUUCAUCUUAAAUAUAUACAUGAACAUUGUUUAGGAAUAUGUAAAAGAACUUGUUGAAUUUUCGUCUCAAAUUGGCUAAGUGAUUAAAAUUAAAUA
Capsella rubella is the source of this 1657-nucleotide messenger RNA. RefSeq names its product sugar transporter ERD6-like 18. Lineage: Eukaryota; Viridiplantae; Streptophyta; Magnoliopsida; Brassicales; Brassicaceae. Gene Ontology annotation, cellular component: membrane. Gene Ontology annotation, biological process: carbohydrate transport; transmembrane transport. The transcript has 18 exons. Bases 78 to 1520 code for a protein of 480 amino acids. Gene Ontology annotation, molecular function: sugar transmembrane transporter activity. The record is from RefSeq and is a predicted model, not a curated record.